Poecilia reticulata (guppy) is the source of this 6205-nucleotide messenger RNA. The record is from RefSeq and is a predicted model, not a curated record. NCBI's taxonomy places the organism in Eukaryota, Metazoa, Chordata, Actinopteri, Cyprinodontiformes, Poeciliidae.
CAGACGUCUGAGUGAGCCGAGUUGUUGCUGCCAAGGCCUUGGAAGACGGUAACGAGACUUCCCACGGUGCCAAAACGAAACCGUCUCUUUCCAUUACAGUUUCACCUCCAGAGACGUGAAAACACUGGAUGAGGGGAAACGGAGGAAGAGGUCGCAAGUUCCCAUAGUGACUGCAAAACCUGAGAAAACAAAUCUGGAGGUCAGCUCAUUCAAGAAUAUCUGGAGCCGGCAGAGUCCUUCAUCAACCCAAUUAUCCGGACAGCGGGAGAAGGACAGGCAUGGAACGCAACAGAACCAUGCCUGGAGAAGUGUUUUGGAUCGCCUCUAAUCAGUUUCACCACUGACCUGGAUCUCACACCGAGGGCCAAAGCAACGUCUUACCUUCUGCCUGGCGCUGAUUGAAGAGUCCGUCUGACUUUGGUGUUUUAUCCUGUUAUGGUUUUCGCUCCUCACCGCCGGACCGAGCCGACAGAACAGACUAGAAGCAGGUGGCUGAGCCCUUUGACUCCAGCCAUGAACAACCUUCCACUAACUCUGAGUAAACAGAGUCGGCGGGGUUUGUCGCCCAGGACCAGACCCUUCAGCUUCGUGACAGACUGCUGCCUCAUGACGGCGCUGAGCCUCGUCUUGUUUUUCAGCCUGGCCUCUUGCCAGAGAAUGGACCCUUCGAAGCAUCCCAUAGUCAGCACCAACUACGGCAAGCUGAGAGGCGUCAAGAAGGACCUGAACAAUGAGAUUUUAGGCCCGGUAGAGCAGUACCUUGGAGUUCCCUACGCCACGGCGCCCAUCGGAGAUCGGCGGUUCCAGCCGCCGGAGGCGCCGGGGUCCUGGCAGGAGAUCCGCAACGCCACCCAGUUUGCCCCCGUUUGCCCUCAGAACGUCCACGGCGUUCUGCCGGAGAUUAUGCUUCCGGUUUGGUUCACGGAUAACCUGGACGUGGCGGCGGGAUACAUCCAGAACCAGAGCGAGGAUUGCCUCUACCUCAACAUCUACGUGCCCACAGAGGACGGUCCGCUCACAAAAAAAACUGAUGAAUCUUCAAUGAACAAGCCUCGAGACGAAGAUAUCCGCGAUCGCAGGAAGAAGCCCGUCAUGCUGUUCAUCCACGGCGGCUCCUACAUGGAGGGCACCGGGAACAUGUUUGACGCCAGCGUCCUCGCCGCCUACGGCAACGUGAUCGUGGUGACCAUGAACUACCGACUGGGCGUGCUCGGUUUCCUCAGCACCGGCGAUCAGUCCGCUAAGGGGAACUACGGCCUGCUGGACCAGAUUCAGGCUCUGCGUUGGCUCAACGAAAACAUCGGCCAUUUUGGCGGCGACCCUGAGAGGAUCACCAUCUUUGGAUCUGGAGCAGGAGCCUCCUGCGUGAACCUGCUCAUCCUGUCUCACCACUCUGAGGGUUUGUUCCACAGGGCCAUUGCUCAGAGCGGCACGGCCAUCUCCAGCUGGUCCGUCAACUACCAGCCCCUGAAAUACACCAAGAACCUGGCCAGGAAGGUGGGCUGCACCUACUCAGAGACCGCCGACCUGGUGGACUGCCUGAGGCGGAAGACCUUCAGGGAGCUGGUGGACCAGGACAUCCAGCCGGCCCGCUACCACAUCGCCUUUGGCCCUGUGGUGGACGGAGACGUGGUGCCGGACGACCCGGAGAUCCUGAUGCAGCAGGGGGAGUUCCUCAACUAUGACAUCCUCAUAGGUGUGAACCAGGGAGAAGGACUGAAGUUUGUGGACGACAGCGAGGACAACGAUGGCAUCUCAGCUGCAGCGUUCGACUACACCAUCUCUAACUUUGUGGACAACCUCUACGGAUAUCCUGAAGGCAAAGACAUCCUGAGAGAAACCAUAAAGUUCAUGUACACAGAUUGGGCAGACAGGGACAAUGGUGACAUGAGAAGAAAGACUCUCUUAGCUUUGUUCACAGACCACCAGUGGGUGGCGCCAGCUGUGGCUACUGCCAAACUUCACGCUGAGUUCCAGUCGCCUGUUUAUUUCUACACGUUUUACCACCACUGUCAGACGGAGACGCGACCCGAAUGGGCCGAUGCCGCUCACGGAGACGAGAUCCCGUACGUGUUCGGCGUGCCGAUGAUCGGCGCCACAGACCUGUUCCCGUGCAACUUCUCGAAGAAUGACGUGAUGCUGAGCGCUGUGGUCAUGACUUACUGGACUAACUUUGCCAAAACUGGCGACCCCAACCUCCCCGUCCCUCAGGACACCAAGUUCAUUCACACCAAACCCAACCGCUUUGAAGAGGUCAUCUGGACAAAGUUCAACCCAAAGGACAAGCAGUAUCUCCAUAUCGGCUUAAAACCUCGAGUUAGGGACAACUAUAGAGCCAAUAAGGUGGCUUUCUGGCUGGAACUUGUCCCCCAUCUUCAUACCAUCAAUGGCAUCUUCCCGACCACAACCCGAUCGCCAUCUGGCCCUGGUCCAGGCCCGGACACCUACAGACCCAGGCCAAGGACUCCAGGUCCUCGAACCACUCCCCACCCCUACUCAACCUUCACCUCCGAUCCUGAAACCGAGGGCUCGGACCGUCCAAUCCAGGACCUCUUUCCUGGAGACACCCGUGACUACUCCACAGAGCUGAGUGUCACGGUCGCUGUGGGAGCCUCUCUUCUGUUCCUCAACAUCCUGGCAUUCGCAGCCCUUUACUACAAACGCGACAAGCGCCACGAGAUGCGACGGCACCGACUGUCUCCGCAGCGCGGCGUACCCUCCAACGACCUCGCUCACAGCCAGGAGGAGGAAAUCAUGUCCCUGCAGAUGAAGCACUCUGAGCACGACGCUCACCACGACCUGGAGCCUCUUCGACCACAUGACAUCCUGCGACCCACCUGCCCGCCCGACUACACGCUGGCGCUGCGCCGGGCUCCGGACGAUGUACCGCUGAUGACGCCCAACACCAUCACUAUGAUCCCAAGCACCAUCACCAGCAUGCAGCCUCUUCAUGCCUUCAACACCUUCCCCUCCACCGGCCACAACAACACCCUGCCACACCCCCACUCCACCACCAGGGUAUAGUAGGGACUGGCCCACCCAGCACCACCUAAAGACAGGGAGUCCUGGAUCUCCUACCGAUCUAGAAGGGAGGCCUGUGGUUGAGGGCCUUCGUUCUGUUCUUACAUUCUCUUGUUUCUCAAAAAGGAACUCCACCUCCUCCAUCAUGUGCUGUACAGCUUAGCAGGAGACACAACGAACUAAAAUGAACUGCGUUGGAGCAGAUGAUCAGCUCGGAGGCGACGUCGAUCUUUCAGACAUACCUUUUUCCAGGAGGGUGCACAGUUUCCAGUCUAAAGAAAUUUUCAAAAGGACAAAAACGCUUUUGGACCUUUGAUGUUCUCUCUUUUUUACUUUGGUGUCAGCUUUUACUGUCUUCUAGAGUGUCGUGUGAAGUUUCUUAUUCGUUUCUUUUCUACAUCUGUGUCUUAUUUACGGCUCAUUUGACUUCUCCCCUCCGUAGGGUGCUUCUUUGCUUCAAGGAGCAACAACGUACUGAGAUGUCAGAAGUAACGUCAUUUCAGUCUACCAAUACGGUUCGUGCCAAAUGUGGUUUUGCUUUCUGAUCAAGGUUGAGAUGAAUUUUAAUCCCUGUCUGGUAACACAGGCUGUAUGUUCUCAUGACCAAGUGCCAAACUGGCCUUUGAUUGUGGUUUCCUUCCACUCAUCUUGUUUAUUUUUGUUGUUGUUCAAGUGUUUUAAUGUGGAAAGAUUUUUGCUGACAAUAUAGAUAUAGAGAAAUGAUAUUAUAUAUAGUUCUAUAUAAAUGUGUACAAAGGAGAAAGAAUAUAAGGGGGUUUUCUCAAUGGGGAUCUAUGCAUGAAUUAUUUUUCAAGAGAGGCAACAUGGAAAAAGGACGAAGAACCUGUCAACGCACGUUUUCCCAAAUGAAAUUAAAUAUUUCUCAGCUCAUAAAAUUCCCCCACAAAUUCAUUAAAAAUAGGAAAUUGCUGCAAGUCACAGAUACUCCACCAGUUAAAGCAACAAAACUCAUCACAUAUUUUUAUUAAUGGUAAAUUACGCAUUAGCUCAACCUGAGAUUCCAACAUUAGCUGCUUUCUGUCAGUUCUUUGGGUUCACAAAUGUAUUUUAUUUUUAACAAUGAAAAAAAAAGAGAUAUUCUGUUAAUUAUGCAUUCAAUUGAUCUGUGUCUAUGAAGUGGACGUAUUAAACUACACAAAUUAUAUCAGAACCGCUUUUUAGUCGAGGCAGAUAGGCAAGUUAACUCAUCUCACCUUGUUAUCUUCCAUAUUUCCCCCUUUUCUAGAUAUUUUUGACACCCAUAUUAAAUUCAGUAAUCUCCACUGAUUAUCCGGUGUAGCUUCAAGCACACUGAGGAUACUUAGCAGGUUUUAACGCAGAGCUGCAAAGAUGAAGGAGUUUCUCAACAGGGUAAAGGUAACACAGUAGAUGUCUGUUGUUUCUAAUUGUUCUCCUUCUGUUAGUUUAGGACUAUAUGAUUUUGCAGCUCUGCUUUUCAAGAUGAAGAUGUCAAACAUGCAUUAUGGGUCCGUUAGCAGAACAGGAACACAUGGUAGCUAACAUGGCCGACAGGUGUCACCGUUGCUGUCUUUGAACAUGCGCUAGCUUUAGCUUGUUUUUUUUUUUCCUUUUCUUACUGCCUGGCGGUCGGGGAGGGCUGGAAACGGGUUCAUACGCCCAGCAGCUGAGAUUUUAUAAACUGCUGAACGGGAAAUGUGCACAAUGCAAAAUCACACGACUGGACAAAAUCUGCGGAUCAGGAGCCAACAGAAUAAACGGACGUGCUGUGGCCAAGAGGAGGACGAAGAAAAACUCGCACAGCCUUAAAUGUUGAAAUUUGAACCAGAAGAGAAAACAAACUGAUCAAAAGAAGAUAAAAACAUUCAGAGACUCUACGGUCUUUCUGUCUGAAAUGUUAGCCAGGGGGACCUACUGACCUGCUAAUCUGUCAAAAUAUGAACUCUUUUGUACUCCUGUGGACAAAGGAGGUGGUAGCAGGUUGUGGAGUCGAUCUGAACGCAGCAGCUGGGAGGAAAACGUUUAGCCUGGAUGUGGUGGUUUGUUUUCUAUGUCAGCACUAGAGGGCGCCAUUGUGGCGGAUUUCAUUCAGUCCAGAGGAACUGGAGACAAACAGUCCUGGUGGGAGGAUCGAUGGAGAUACACAACAUCUGGAUCAGGAUCAAAACUGUACAUUUUUAAGUGUAAGAAUCAAACAGAGGAAAUAUUUGUAAAUAUUAAGUUUCUUGUUUUUUUUUCUUUGUUUUUUUUUGGGUGGAUGAAUGAUAUGCUUAUUUGGUGACAACAAAAGACAACAGGUGCAAAUUAAAACAAAUCAAAGGAAGAAAAUGCAAAUUCACUCAUAAUCAACAGGAACAUAUUUAGUUUUUAAACUUUUGACAGAUCAUCAUUAUGUAGAUAUGCUGUAGCAUCGUGAUUCAGCCUGAAUCAGGAAAGUUUCUGUAGCAGAAUUUUACUAAAGGCCUCAAACAACAAAGACCCAAAUAACAUCCAAAUAUGACAAAAUAAUCCAAGUCUGAAUUCUUUGCUUGAGUUUUUUUUUAAAUUACAUUUUUUUUCAUUGUUAAAUAUUCUAUUCAUAAUCACAACCCUUUUAACUACUGAAUUACUACGACUUUAAAGUCAGACAGCACCUAUACAUUUAACAUUUUUUCAUUAAUUUGAUCCGAACUCAAACAAAUUCACUUUAUGAAAUAUAACAUCAUGUAGCGGUGUUUCAUGUAGCUGCUGAUUUAUGUGUUGUACAACAUGUUAGGGCUUUAACACCAUCAGAUGCCUCAUGAGAUCACAGAGGUGGUCCAACGUUUUGAUUUCUCUCAUUGUUGGUUUGUUGUAAUUAAAAAUCCUCCUAUAGUGAUGUGAUGCAGAAGAAAGGUUGAUGAGAAAAUGACCACAAUAUCAGAUUGGACCUUUAAUCAGUUCAGAUGGGCAUCAAAUCACAUUAUCCAACAAAUAAAAGUGAUGCAAACUGGGUCUCCAUAUAAUCUGCACCUGUUGUCUUACAUUUUAUAUUCUAUGUUGAAUUCAGAAACCCAAGACUUGAGAUGAACAAAUCUGUUAAAUAAUGGAAAAUAAAAAAGAUUAAAAAAGGAAAGUGAAAUCAUAUAAAUAAAUGAGGUGAUGAUAUUUCUGUUACUUUAGAAGUUAUUAUACACUGUAUGCUGUGAUUCUGAUCUGGGAAACAUUAAAGACAUUCAUAGCCAGA